This is a messenger RNA of Anas platyrhynchos (mallard), 1595 nucleotides long. RefSeq names its product cytoplasmic phosphatidylinositol transfer protein 1-like. Gene Ontology annotation, biological process: phospholipid transport. Gene Ontology annotation, molecular function: phosphatidylinositol binding; phosphatidylinositol transfer activity. Gene Ontology annotation, cellular component: cytoplasm. The record is from RefSeq and is a predicted model, not a curated record. Lineage: Eukaryota; Metazoa; Chordata; Aves; Anseriformes; Anatidae.
GGGGCUCCCAGCCGGCUGCACCCCAGGGAUCUGGGGGUGUCUCGUGGCCCCGGGGUGCGCGGUGGUGGCACAGGGAGCGGCUGGGUGCUGGUGCCGUGCCAUGUCUUGGGGUGCCCCGGUGCCGUGCCAUGGGGAGCCCCGGUGCCGUGCCGUGCCGUGCCGUGCCAUGGGGUACCCAAAUAGCGCGCUAUGGGGCGCGCCGGUGCUGUGCCAUGGGGAGCCGCCGUGCCGCGCCGCGCCGCGCCGCGCCGUGCCGUGGGGAGCCCCGGUGCGGCUCGGUUGCCGGUGCAGGAGCGGUGCCGGUGCCGGUGCGCGGCGGAUUCCUCCCCCUAGGGGUCGGUGUGCACCGGAGCGGGGGCUCGGGAGGCGGCAGCUCCUGCGCACGGCCCGGGGCGGCCGGGACACGGCGCCGGCGGGGAGCGGGGAGCGGGGAGCGGGCACCGGUGCGGGUCCGGGAUGAGCUGCGCCCCCGCCAGCGCCGACGCCUGACCCCGCCACCAUGCUCGUCAAGGAAUACCGCAUCUGCAUGCCGCUCACCACCGAGGAGUACCGCGUGGGGCAGCUGUACACCAUCAGCAAGCACAGCCACCAGGAGAGCGAAAAGGGCGAGGGCGUGGAGGUGGUGAAAAACGAGCCCCACGAGGACCCCGUCCACGGCCCCGGCCAGUUCACCGAGAAGCGCGUCCACCUCUCCAGCAAGCUGCCGAGCUGGGCCCGGGCGGUGACCCCCCGAAUCUUCUACAUCACGGAGAAGGCCUGGAACUACUACCCCUACACCAUCACGGAGUACACGUGCUCCUUCCUGCCCAAGUUCUCCAUCUACAUCGAGACCAAAUACGAGGACAACUGCGGGGACAGCGAGAACAUCUUCCACAGCGAUAAAAUCCUGGGCGACCACGAGGUCUCCUUCCUGGACAUCGCCUUCGACGAGAUCCCCGAGCGCUACUACCGCAGCCUGGAGGACCCCCGGUUCUUCAGCUCGGCCAAAACGGGCCGGGGACCGCUGCGGGAGGGCUGGCGCCAGCACACCAAGCCCAUCAUGUGCUCCUACAAGCUGGUGACCGUCAAGUUCGAGGUGUGGGGGCUGCAGACGCGCGUGGAGCAGUUCGUGCACAAGGUGAUCCGGGACAUCCUGCUGAUCGGGCACCGGCAGGCCUUCACCUGGGUGGACGAGUGGUGCGGCAUGACGAUGGAGGAGGUGCGGCGCUACGAGCGGGAGACGCAGGAGGCCACCAACGAGAUCAUCGGCAUGGUGGCCCCCACCAUUUCGGUCAGCGAGGUGGGGCAGCCCACGGCCACGCACUCAGGCCCCGCCAGCGCCCCUUCCACCCCCCUGAGCGACGAAGCCCCCGAUUUCCUCGCCCCUCCCAAAGCUCGGCCCCGCAAGAAGUCGGCGCCGGAGACCCUGACGCUGCCGGCGCUGCGGGAACGUGCCAGCGCCGAGUGAGGCCGCGCUGUGCCACCGUGCCGUGCCACCUGCCCGGUCGGACUGUCCUCUCCUCCGUGCCAGCCCUGCCACCCGCCUCGUCCCCUCCGACGGAUGCCAACCCCGAGGGGGGAACCCGCCAGCAGGGCGCAGGGGAGCCUCGUGGGGG